UCUGUUGAAUCUACGAAUGUUUUUGGGUAUACAGAGAAUAAUUAUAUGAAGUCUGCUAGAACUGGUAGUUCUUGUGAUGGCUUUCAGGAGGAUAAGAUUGAUAAUAAGAUAAAAAGUGAGAAUUAUCAAGAAAAUGCUACAUAUGGUCAUUAG
Messenger RNA from Racocetra persica, 153 nucleotides. The record is from the annotation of a GenBank genome assembly. NCBI's taxonomy places the organism in Eukaryota, Fungi, Glomeromycota, Glomeromycetes, Diversisporales, Gigasporaceae.